This is a messenger RNA of Knipowitschia caucasica, 1674 nucleotides long. Lineage: Eukaryota; Metazoa; Chordata; Actinopteri; Gobiiformes; Gobiidae. The record is from the annotation of a GenBank genome assembly.
AUGGGCCGUACAAUAUCUUCGCCUCAUACCGGAAGCGGCGCCUCGCCUCAGUCGCUUGACGUUCUUCGCCAAAACGACCCGAGCUUCUCUGCUUCUCCGGCAGAACAUUCGAGAGGUCUGCAGCGCGUAGGACUCCUGACUUUGGACUUUUCCUCCUGUCUCCUCCUGGACCUCCUUCCAGAAAACGAGGCCAGCUCUCAGCAGCACGUUCACAGAGACGCGUGGAAGACCAGUGUUGGGUUUAUGUCUUUGCUUUGUGAAAACGAGCUGUUGCGCAGCCGUUGGAACCUGUCUGGUGGAACCGUCCUCUUGAAGCCUUCAGCUCGCGGCCACAGCGGCACAGCGUUUUUCAUGUCAGAGACCGAGCUCGCUUGGCCAGCUGCCACCAUGUCUGUCAACGUCAACCGCAGCGUGUCGGACCAGUUCUACCGCUACAAGAUGCCCCGUCUGAUUGCCAAGGUGGAAGGCAAAGGGAAUGGAAUCAAGACGGUCAUAGUCAACAUGGUUGAUGUUGCCAAGGCUCUGAACAGGCCUCCCACAUACCCGACCAAGUUUUUUGGUUGUGAACUGGGCGCUCAGACUCAGUUCGAUUCCAAAAACGACCGCUACAUCGUGAACGGUUCCCACGAGGCCAACAAGCUGCAGGACAUGCUGGACGGCUUCAUCCGCAAGUUUGUGCUGUGCUCAGAGUGCGACAACCCAGAGACCGAUCUGCAUGUUAAUCCCAAGAAGCAAACGAUCGGUGCGUUGUGUAAAGCGUGUGGACAUCGCGGCAUGUUGGACCUGAGACACAAGCUCUGCACCUUCAUCCUGAAGAACCCACCAGAGGCCACAGAACCCGGCUCGGCUUCAGUAAAAAAAGAAAAGGAGAAAAAGAACAGAAAGAAAGACAAAGAAAACGGAUCAGGGAGUGGAGAAGCCGGCAGCGAGCACAUCGACGCUCCAGACGCAGUGGAUGGAGAUGAUGAUGAUGAGGACUGGGCGGAGGAGACCACGGAGGAGGCGCAGAGACGCAGAAUGGAGGAGAUCAGUGACCACGCCAAGGUCCUGACGCUGAGUGAGGACCUGGAGAAGCCGCUGGAGGAGAGGGUCAACCUCUUUUACAACUUUGUCAAGCAUAAGAAGGAGAGUGGGACCAUCGAUGCUCUGGAUAAGGAGGUCCUGGCUGAGGCAGAGCGGCUGGAUGUGAAGGCCAUGGGACCUCUGAUCCUCUCUGAACUCCUGUUUGACGAAAACAUCAGAGACCAGAUCAAGAAGUACAAGCGACACUUCCUCCGGUUCUGCCACAACAAUAAGAAAGCUCAGAAGUAUCUCCUGGGAGGAUUCGAGUGUUUGGUGAAGCUGCACCAGGUCCAUCUUCUGUCCCGAGUCCCCAUCAUCCUCAAAGACCUGUACGACGCCGACCUACUGGAGGAGGACGUAAUCUUCGCCUGGGCCGAGAAGGUGUCAAAGAAGUACGUGUCGAAGGAGCUCGCUAAAGAGAUCCACGCUAAAGCUGCUCCAUUUGUGAAGUGGCUGAAGGAAGCGGAGGAGGAGAGCGAGGGCAGUGAGGAAGAGGAGGAGGAGGACGAGAACGUGGAGGUGGUGUACUCGUCCUCUGCUCGUGAGCUCAAAGUGGAAACAGUGAAAACGGCAGAGAAAGAAGAGGAUGACAUCGACAUUGACGCUAUUUAA